AUGCCUCCACGGAUCCCCCCGGCGACGAAGCUCCCGCCAUCCGAUCUCUUCUUCUGCCCCUCGUGCUCGCUAUGGCGCCUCGGUGAUGCUCCGUCGUGCCUGUCCGCCCCGGCCGCAGCUCGCACGCGCGCGCAAUUCUUCGCGCGACGCCGCCAUGCCGCGACGCUGGCCUCCAGGACCGCCAUCAAUGCGCCCGUCGACGUCCCGCCGCGGCUGAAGGAGCUUCACCAGACAUUGGACGCGCUCAAGGGCCCCGCGGCCAACUACGUCAACCUGAGCCGGCUCCAGCUCGCGCUGCGGGGACUGGAAACCACGGACCCCGUCGUACGGAUAGCUGUGCUGAGCUUGGGCGAUCAGAGAGCCGCGCAGCGGCUCGUCCGACUUUUGCUCGCCGACCCGCUGGGCGACAAGGGCGUGUGGGAGAAAGAGCUUGAGAAGAAGGGUCAAGAUGAGGCCCAGGCCAUCUUGCUGCGGCAUGGCGACGAGACCGACGUCCAUCCCUACAACCCUCUGCUCCGCACCAUUUCCGUUCCCUCGAGAAUCCUCCAGAAGCACAAUAUCGAAAUCUUGAUAUCCUCUCUCAAUGUCAACACGGCCGCGCCGAGCAUCACGUCCGAGCAGGACAGACCAAAGGACGCCAUUCUCGUACCGACCUUGCGGACGCCUACGUCGGCAAGCGGCAGAUUGACAAUGGUCACUUAUCCUGUUCAUAGGGCCAUCGUCUUCGGCGAUGGUGUCAAGAGUACAGUCGCGUACGGACGCUUCACGGCUACGCAAGCGGAGCAGGACAUCCCGGCGCAAACGGUCAAGGUAGCACUGGGACUGCCAGCUCCUGCAGAGGAGGUGGACCAGAGCUCCACGGACAGAUAUGUCGUGAUCGACCCAGAGCUCGCCACGGAAGCCAUCGAAAAAUUCAGGGAGUCGAUAGCAAACUCGAUGAUUUACGAGCGAGGAUGGCACAGGAGCGGUCUGCAUGUACUGACCAAAUGGCUUGCGGAAGGAGCUGCCCCGGCGGACAUGAAGCCUGCCCUGGAGAACCUCAUUAAAUCUCUCCUCGCGGAUGCCCACGAAAACAUCAAGAUCGACGAUGCGCAGCGCCUGCAGGAGCUUGCAAACUCUGCCAUCUCCGAAGCUACCAAGGCCGAAAUUCUCGAAUCGCUUCGCGUGUGGGCUGAGCACGCACACAACGAGCUCCGCGAAAAGCUCGACAUGGCCUUCGCCAGCAAAUACUGGCACAAGAUUGCGUGGUGGAAGCUGCUCUGGCGCGUCGACGACGUCGGCAUGAUCACUUCGGACAUCCUGGAGCGGCGCUGGCUGACCGAAGCCGAGAAAGAAAUCGUCUGGGUCGCAGGCCGCAUCGAGGAAGCCGGCUUCUUCGCCGGCGACCCGCAAGCGGACGCCAUGCCCGAGCGGCGCAUGCUCAAGAGCACGGCGGUGCCGGUGCCGCGCCUUGGCGAGCUCCCGGAUGGCCCUCCCCGCCUCUCGGAGCUGAGGAAGUACGACGCCCGCCCCGCGGACGACAUUGAUGCCGCGAGCCUCCCCGAGCUCAAGCCCUGGCCGAUGCAGAUCCCGCUGGCGCGCGCGCACCUCUCGGCCACGGGCAUACCGCCGCUGCAGGCGCUGGCGCAAAAGCUGCUGCUGCAGACGGCGUCGACGACGACGAUGACGGGGGCCCUGAGCGCGCUGACGUACGUCUCGUUCUCGGGGGUGUCGGCGUUCGAGGCCGGCGCCGUGGCGGCCCUAGGCGCCGUGUGGAGUCUGCGUCGGAUGCAGCGGGUGUGGGAGGGAGCAAGGGCGAGGUGGGCGGCCGAUGUGCGCGAGAGGGGCCGCGAGGCGCUCAAGGACACGGAGGUCAAGGUCAGGGAUGUGGUGCGGGAGAGGGGUGCGGCCAAGGUGGAUUGGGGGGCGGGCGACGAGCGGACGAGAGCCCGGGAGGCGGUGGCGCGCGCGCGCUACGCGUUGGCGCGUGUGGUGGGGAGGUAG
Messenger RNA from Aplosporella prunicola CBS 121167, 1983 nucleotides. RefSeq lists its product as uncharacterized. The record is from RefSeq and is a predicted model, not a curated record. The coding region runs from base 1 to 1983 and encodes 660 amino acids. The transcript is spliced from 3 exons. Lineage: Eukaryota; Fungi; Ascomycota; Dothideomycetes; Botryosphaeriales; Aplosporellaceae.